Messenger RNA from Alnus glutinosa, 2154 nucleotides. Its product is annotated as probable WRKY transcription factor 31. Lineage: Eukaryota; Viridiplantae; Streptophyta; Magnoliopsida; Fagales; Betulaceae. Gene Ontology annotation, molecular function: sequence-specific DNA binding; DNA-binding transcription factor activity. Gene Ontology annotation, biological process: regulation of DNA-templated transcription. The transcript has 6 exons. The record is from RefSeq and is a predicted model, not a curated record. The coding region runs from base 135 to 1940 and encodes 601 amino acids.
ACCUGUAAAAGACUUCACAGACUUCAACCCUCACACCUCUCUAUUUCUCAGACUCAUUUUCUCCAUAUCUCUCUCUCUCUCUCUCUCUCUCUCUCUCUGUGAAUCUCCUUGUUCUCUCCAACUUUCUUGCUUUUAUGGACAAAGGAUGGGGUCUCACCCUGGACUCGUCUGACUCCCCUGGCAACUUUCUCCUCAACAAGAACAAGCGCAGCCACGACAUGAUUUUCCAGGGUAUUCAGUUUCCGGUGGGUCUCGGCCGUAGGGACGAGCAGGCCGCUCCUCCACCGUCAGAUGAAAACCGGGUCGCCCUCGGUGAGGUUGACUUCUUUGCGGACAAGGGUAGGUCCGCUGGCCAUGAGAAUCGUGAUGAUAAUAUUCAUGGUUCCAAGACCAUUAGAGUCAGUGUCAAGAAGGAGAAUUCCCAUGGGGAAGAUGCUCCAAGGCCUGGUUUGGAUGUCAACACUGGGUUGCACCUUCUUACUGCUAAUACUGGAAGUGAUCAAUCAAUGGUGGAUGAUGGGAUUUCAUCGGACGCUGAAGAGAAGCGAGCAAAGAAUGAGCUAGCACAGUUACAAACGGAGCUCCAACGUAUGAAUUCGGAAAACCAAAGGUUGAGAGACAUGCUUGGUCAGGUGACCAACAAUUACAGUGUCCUCCAGAUGCAUCUUGUGGCGUUCAUGCAACAGCAACAGCAACAGCAACAGAAUCAUGGAGCCGAUAGCACACAAGAGCAAGAGGUUGUUGAAGCUAAAUCUGAAGAGAGAAAACAUGAGGUUAAUGGAGGAGCAGUUGUGCCAAGACAAUUCAUGGAUCUAGGCCCUGGUGCCCCAGCUGAUCAGGCAGACGAGGUGUCUCACUCUUCAUCGGAAGAUAGAACCAUUUCGGGAUCGCCUAGGAACAUUAACAAGAACGAGGUUGUCCGGGAAGGUAAACGGGUUGGUCGGGAAGAGAGCCCCGAGUCCGAAUCACAAGGUUGGGUUCCUAACAAGGUUCCCAAACUGAAUCCGGCCUCCAAACCUGCUAUUGAACAAUCCGCAGAAGCCACGAUGAGGAAAGCCCGUGUCUCAGUUCGUGCCCGGUCAGAAGCUCCCAUGAUCUCCGAUGGUUGCCAAUGGCGAAAAUAUGGACAAAAGAUGGCAAAAGGAAACCCAUGUCCCCGGGCAUAUUAUCGGUGUACCAUGGCAGUUGGUUGUCCAGUCCGCAAACAAGUUCAACGUUGUGCGGAAGACCGAUCAAUUCUGAUAACUACUUAUGAAGGAAACCAUAAUCACCCGCUUCCACCAGCUGCAAUGGCCAUGGCGUCAACCACAGCAGCAGCUGCUAGCAUGCUUCUGUCGGGGUCCAUGUCAAGCGCCGAUGGGAUAAUGAACCCGAAUUUGCUCGCAAGAGCAAUUCUUCCUUGCUCAUCAAGCAUGGCGACAAUCUCAGCUUCGGCGCCAUUCCCUACUGUGACACUGGACCUUACACACUCGCCGAACCCGUUGCAGUAUCAAAGACCCGCUGGGCAAUUUCCGGUCCAGUUUUCCGGCCAACCGCAGAACUUUGGGUCAGUGCCAACCCAACCACUGCCGCAGGUGUUUGGGUCAGUGCCAACCCAACCACUGCCGCAGGUGUUUGGUCAAGCUCUUUACAACCAGUCCAAAUUCGCCGGCCUUCAGCUAUCUCAAGACAUGGGACCUUCCCAAUUAGCCCACCAUGCACCACACCAACAAUCACACCAACCCCAGCAACAGCAGCCCUCAUUGGCUGACACGGUGAGCGCUGCCACAGCCGCCAUCACGGCUGAUCCAAACUUCACGGCCGCUCUGGCAGCCGCCAUCUCAUCCAUCAUUAGCGGAGGUCAUCCAAACAAUAACACAAACACCUCCCCCACCAACACCGGCAGUGGUACUGCCAACGUGACCACGAGCAACAAAAUCAGCAAUUUUCAAGGGAAUUAGGAGUUGGGUCUGAUCAUUUUGUUUGUCAUUAAAUAUUUUUCCUUUUUUUGGGGGGAUGAGAAUGUGAUUACAUGUUCAUAAUUUUUGUCCUUGUUGGGGGAGGGAGGGUCCGGUUUAGAGCGCAAGAUGUUCAUUAUUUCUUAUUGUUUCAUUUUGAAUAAUUCCAUUAACAUUUCUCAGUAAAUACACAAAAAGAAUUUUAGAUAUUUAUUUA